Messenger RNA from Cryptomeria japonica (Japanese cedar), 1426 nucleotides. RefSeq lists its product as uncharacterized. NCBI's taxonomy places the organism in Eukaryota, Viridiplantae, Streptophyta, Pinopsida, Cupressales, Cupressaceae. The record is from RefSeq and is a predicted model, not a curated record. The transcript has 4 exons. The coding region runs from base 306 to 1346 and encodes 346 amino acids.
UAUAAUAUAUAUGAUUUCGUAUAAUAUAUAUUUUACAGCAGAUGUUGAUAAACAAAAAAUUGACAACAUUAUGGGCGCCCGCCAAAGAAGAAAAUGGAGUGAUGGGGAUUGUUAUUAAAAUUAGAAAGCCUGGAAUCUGCAAUUGUACUCAUCCUGCCCGGAAAAACAGCAAUAAAGGAGGGAAAGACUUGAAGAUUAUAAUGUGACUGGUUUUACGGAGGAACUAUCGGCUAUUUUACCUAUAAAAUUCAACUUCAAUCCUGAACAUUUCGCUCUGAACCAGUUUUGGUUUUGACUGUUUAAACAUGGCAGGCACUCUGCAAUCUGCAUCUUCUGAUUUUCUAGUUCUAUGUCUUAUGCUUCUGUUAACCAUCUAUUCAUGUAAUGGGUUUCCAACAUCCUUGGAGCCACCCAAGGGAAACAGUUUGAAGUUGAAAAGCAGGACACAGAGGGGGAAUUAUGUGUACAAGUGCAGUAAUAAGACUUGGGUUCCUGUAUUCGCCUUUGCAACUCUAGUUAAUCUUACAGAUUCCACAAAUGCUAUAGGGAAUUACUCUGUGUCCUAUGCUCACACUGAUCAUAGAUUUGUGGGUAUGUGGACUCUCAAAAAUGAUGAUGCUGAUUCUGUAGAAUCUGGAUCACCCACAAGUAUUGUGGCAGGAAUACAGAUAGCAUCAAUGUCUUCUCUACACAGUUCAAGCAUUCCACAGGUCUUAGCUGAGGCCAGCUUCCACAAAAAUGAAGGGAUUGCCUAUCAGAUUUCCUACAUCCAGAGAAUCAACACCAAAGGUGGAAUCCUCCCAAAAAAAUUGUGCUCAGAGAAUUCAACAAUUGCUGUUCCCUUUGAGGCAGAGUUCUGGUUCUACACACAAGAUGUGAUCCCCCCAUCAGUGCCUGCAGCAAUCAUGGUUCCAUCAGGUCGAAUGGUGGAGGGUUUCUUCUGCACAGGGCCAAUAAUUUACUCCUUUGAUGGUUCACAAUGGCAGAGAAGGAGCUUGAAUGGCAAACUCUACAAUGUACCAGGGGGAGAUGAAUUUGGAUCCUUUUACAUGAAAGACAAAGCAGAUAACCAUGGUGGGCAAUUCCUCUUACAGACUGAAAAUCCCAAUGGGUGGCAGCUCAUUGGGAAGAUCUCUGGCAGGCCUACCACAAUCUCAAAUGACAGUCUUCCAUGGACACUCUUUACUGUUACCAGCAGCUCUGGGAAUGUGGAGCUGCUAGGACCUUUCAGCUAUUUUCAAAUGGUAGCAACAAGAGGAGGAAUUCCUCCCAUGCCUUCAAAAGCAACAAAGAAAGGAGAGUUAUGGACGGGAAGGUUUAGUGCCCAGCUCUGGAUCUAUACUUGAACAUGGUUUUACCACAUGUAAAUUUUGUUCCCCAACUUUUUAUGAGACAUCAAUGGAAAUUAUGAACUUCUAAACUUCAA